CAGUAUUCCACACAAUUCCAUCUAACAUUGACUUCAAUUUAAAUCAUCCGGCGAUUCAACUCAUUACGACCCGACCCGUUCAUAAAAUGGGCUCGCCGGAGGUAGCCUCUGCACUCGACCUCAUCAGACACCAUCUUCUGGACGACGCCUUCUGUGAAGAAGAUUUCUGCGAAACCCAAAGCUCCCAGUCGCCGUCUUCCUCUGUUUCUUUAACUUCCGACCAGAAAGACGAAACCUUUUUCGACUCUUUCUUCGAUCCCGGUUUCUGCCCGGUUGAUCUUGACUGUUUCGAGCUCGAUUCGGAGCCGCCGCCGCAGGUUGUCUGCAAGAAACCUGGCCUGAGUGUGGAAGUUCCUCUGCCUCGGGUCAAGAAUGCGAGGGUGACGGUGGUUCGAGAUUCCGGCGGCGAGAUGAGGCGAUACAGGGGAGUGAGGCAGCGGCCGUGGGGGAAAUUCGCGGCGGAGAUCCGUGACCCGACCCGGAAGGGAGCUCGGGUCUGGCUGGGAACGUAUGACACUGCGGUGGAGGCGGCGAGGGCUUACGACAGGGCGGCGUUUAGGAUGAGAGGAAGCAAGGCGAUCGUUAACUUCCCGCUUGAAGUUGAUAAUUACCGGGAAGGGAGCGAGCCGCAGGCGAGGAGCUGUGUCCGGAAAAGGAGGAGAGAGCCGGAGACCGGCGAGGACGCGGCGGAGCUAACGAAUAAGGAGUUAAAAAGAGAAGAGUCCUCAGACACCCAGGCGAUCGCCGGAGGUUUUGCCGCCGGCCCGUUAACGCCGUCGAGCUGGACGGCCGUUUGGGACUUCGGCAAUGAUUUGCAUGAGAUUUUCGAUAUUCCGCCACUAUCCCCUUAUUUAAAUAAUUAUAGAAUUAAAGUUUGAGAAAUUGGAGAAAUUAAUUAAUAAUUUACGAAAUAGGGGCACGCCUGACUGAUAAAUAAGUCCGACGUGAAAUUUUAUCUUUGAUUUUUUUCCUAAAAAAGCUUUGACUCUGUUGUAAAUAAUCUUAAUCCUUAUUAUUGAAAUUUGUUCUUUUUAGCUUCUUCUUUAAACUAAAGGCUAAAGGUCCGU
Molecule: messenger RNA, 1067 nt
Organism: Cuscuta campestris
Lineage: Eukaryota; Viridiplantae; Streptophyta; Magnoliopsida; Solanales; Convolvulaceae
Source: the annotation of a GenBank genome assembly